AUGAAGCAGCAUCUUGCAGGUAUUUUAGGAAAUAUAAUUUCUUGCAAGAAGGUUCCACGUGAUGUUUGCCAUAGAAUGGUUCAAUCUCUAAAAGAAGUGUCAUUGGCAAAUAAGAGAAAGCUUGAUGAUCCAGACAUGCUUCAAGAGUUUGUUGAUAACUCAGAAUGUGAAAAAAAGUGUCAACUACUUAUUGAAAGCCAUCGAGCCACUUGGAAAGAAAGUGGCUGCACACUCAUGGCUGAUGGCUGGACCGACAAAAGGCUACGAAUAUUAAUAAAUUUUUUGGUUUAUUCUCCUGUUAGCUUGGUUUUUGUAAAGUCUGUUGAUGCUUCACAUAUAAUUAAGGAUGCCAAGAAUUUGUUUUCUUUGUUUUGUGAAGUUAUUGAGUGGGUCGGUCCUACAAAUAUAGUGUAUGUUGUGACUGAUAAUGCAGCAAAUUAUAUAGCUGCUGGCAGGUUGAUUCGUGAAAAAUAUAAUCAUAUCUAUUGGUCACCUUGUGCUGCUCACUGUUUGAAUCUUAUUUUGAAGGACAUUGCAAGCAUGCCCUAUGUAGCUGACCUUGCAACAAAGGCAUCAAAAAUUACUGUUUUUGUGUACAAUCAUGUGGCUUUUCUUUCAUGGCUUAGGAGAAGAGAUGGCUGGAUAGAAAUUGUGCGCCCAGUAGCGAUCAGGUUUGCUACUACCUUUAUUACAUUGAAAAGUUUGCAUGAGCACAAACAUGGCUUGCAAGCCUUGGUCUUAGAUAAACACUUCCAUGAUAAUAAACUAUCAAGGACUAAAGCUGGGCAACUAGUUGGUGACAUUGUGUUGGACAAGAAGUUUUGGGAUGAUUGCCAUCAAAUUGUAUGUCUUAUGGGUCCUCUUAUCAAGCUAGUAAGAAUUGUAGAUGCUGAUGAAAAACCAUCUUUGGGUUAUGUUUAUGAGGGUAUGCAGAGAGCAAAGAAUUCAAUUAAAAAUUUCUUUCGCAGAAAGAAGGAACAAUAUAAACCUUACACAAGCAUAAUUCAAGCUCGGUGGGAUAAGCAUUUGAAGUAUGAUUUGCAUGCAGCAACCUACUUUUUAAAUCCUGCAUUCAUAUAUGAUCAAGGAUUUAUUGAGAAGAGUAGAGUGACAGAAUCAAUGUUGGACUAUUUUUCAAUAUACAAGUCUACCUAUAAAUAUUCUGACAUGAUUUCUGAGAUGCAAAUGUACCGCAAGCACCAAGGCUCUUUUAGUCGAGAAAAAGCUCAUAAAGUAGCAAAUGAAAUACAACCUGGAUGUGAAAGAAAUUGGAGCCUAUUUGAAAGAAUUCAUACCAAAAAAAGAAAUAGGCUAGAACAUGAAAGAUUGAAUGAUCUUGUGUUUGUGAAUUACAACUUGCGUUUGCUAAACAGGUCAAAAUUGAAGAAGGUGAGCUAUGAUCCUGUUGAUUAUGAAUCAAUUGAUAAGCUUGAGUAUUGGAUAGCUGAAGAAGUUCCAACUCCAAAUCCUGAUUUCACUAUUGAGGAAAUUCAAAAUGAAGAUUUUCUUGGUGGAAAUGCAUGUCCCUUUGGAUCUAGUCUUGAAUUAAGGGAAAAUGAAGGUUGCUCCUCUUCUUUUUACAUUAAAGCUUUGUUUGGUUUAUAG
Molecule: messenger RNA, 1605 nt
Organism: Prosopis cineraria
Lineage: Eukaryota; Viridiplantae; Streptophyta; Magnoliopsida; Fabales; Fabaceae
Exons: 4
Coding region: 1-1605 (534 amino acids)
Source: RefSeq, a predicted model, not a curated record